AUGCGUGCCUUGCUUCUUCUUUCAAUCGCCAUUGGAAGUUGGGCUGCGCGUUCUAAGCGUUCUCGACCAACUCCAACCCCAUCUCGACCUAGUCCAACGCCAUCAUCUCCGGCGUCGAUCGGAUUGGGGUCAACAGCAGAUAGAAGGAAGCGGGAGAGAGAGAAGCGAGAAGCGGCAGAUGAAGAGCUCGAAAAGCGCGCCAGGAUCGAGAAGGAGAUAGAAGCGAGGACAGAUCGAGAGGCAGAGGACAAGCAAGCGAGAAGAAGUGAGAUGAAGGUAAAAUGCACUGAGUUGGAACAAGAUAGAAAGAGAACGCAGUGGGUUGCGUUUGGGCAUCGCAGUGACAAGAAGAAGGUAGAGGGUAAGCACUGGAAAAUCCCUGGCUCCGGCCCUCCAGAGGAUGGAGAGUUUUACACUCACAAGGGCUCGAUCGGAGUGAUCACAAGGGCCAACAGGGGAAGGGGGAUGAGGGUAGCAGUCAUUUUGCUCACCAAUGGGGUGAGCAGAGAGGUCAACAAGAAGGACCUCACGGGAGCGGCUCCCGCCGUCGACCUCGAGAUGGAGCUCGAUCAAGUAGCAAAGUAUAUAUGUAGGGCAGGUAGUCUAAGAAUCAUUUUCAAAGGCAAGCCUGGCUUGUUGAUCUGGAGCCGUGGCUGGAAUAGCCAGAACAGAGAAUUCUUCAUCAAAACAGACGAUGGAUCGUGCAACUUCAUCGUCAAUGAUGAAACGAUAAAAUCAAUGACAAACAAAGCUGAAGUAUGUUGGUUCCAGCAGCCAGCGAAGAUUGUCAAGAAGAAGCAAGGCGAAGAAAAAGAAGAAGAAGAAGAAGAAGAAGAAGAUUUCAGAGGAUGCAUUAAAGGAGGCAGUUUUAGAUGCCCUAAAUGUGGAAACAAACUAGGCCUCGGUGGUUGGGCGCCAGGGAUAACCCAUGUGCUUUCCAUCGGGUAUGAAAGGAUCAGCCAGCUGGAGGGUGGCGUGAUGGAAAUUUUAGGGUUUAUGGUGACAGAAAGGACAGUGACUUCAUUUGAUUUGGCCGAACGGUAUUGCAAUGGAAAUGAUGUGCAAGUUGGUUACGUCGAUAAGGUUCGGACAUUAUUACGACAGGAUGGCAGCGUACUACAGCGCCUGUCAAAAGGCACAAGCUUCUCGGGUGAAUAUUUCAAAAUAGACCACACCUUCUGGUCCUCGAAAUUUGUCCACGGGGAGAAGAAAGCCAGGUUGUUCUCGAGCCUCUUUGGGGUUAUGAACGAGCAUCAAGAGGUCGUUGCUGCUUUGUUCACCAGGACAAAGAGCCUCAAGGAGAUGGAACCCAUGUUUACGAAGUUGGCGAAGAGGUGGCAAGCCAACCAAUGGCUCCUUAAAGGCGUAUACACCGACCAGCCGGACAAGGACGAGCGCUUCCUGAGGGAGAUAUUCCACGAUGCGCUGCGGGUCUUGAAAGACCCAUUUCAUGUCAUGUAUGACUACAGCGGAGUAUGCUCGGGCAAGCACGCUUUGAAGUGGAAGUUCUUGAGCGAGCUCAGCCUCGCCAUGCUGCCCAUCGACGACAGGGACAAGGAGUACUGGGAGAAGAGGCUUGUGGAGGAGGGUGAGUUCACUAGAGAGCAGCUCGCGGCCAAGCCUGCGGCCUGGUGGAAACGCAGGUGCAGGCGAUGGAUGCCCGACUCAGCUGAACUUUGGGAUAGGGUAGAUAAGGUGGUACGCAAAUAUAGAGAUGCUAAGGAUCGGACGGCUCCAGAUAGAGCCUUGUAUUUGGCAAAUUUUGAAACCAUUCACGAGAGUACCAAGAGCCUCUGUCGGGAAGGCCUCUUGGGCGACCCGACAUGCGAAAACAUGUACUUUCUAGUAAGUGAUGAUGGCGAGAACCCCAAGUUUGUCACGAAGAGAGGGUCGAGCCAGCUCGAGGCGCUCUGGCGGGCGAUGGAGGCUAUUUGCACAGGGCCGAUGUGCAGUGCGGAAACGAUAGAUAACGCCCUAAUUGAUUUCGUAGCCAUGUGGAACAUAGAAAAGGGCAGGAAAAGGACAGGGGGUGAUGCCCUCAACACAUGCGACGUGGGGAUGAUCAUGAACAUCAAAAAGAUGAGUAACUCCCUGUUUAACAUGGAUCCAUUUCCCUCCCUGGCGCUAGCGAGUCAUGAUGAUAAAAACCCCAAUGAUAAGAGCACCGACUUUUGGGGAGCAGGCCACGAUCAUCGAGGCAACGAAGCUGCCCGCAGCUGCGUGCAAUUCAUGCUGGAUUAUGCCACAAAGGAAGACAAAGAAUUCACAAAGGAGACGUACAUGGACAGGAUGACGUCGUGUCGUGGGUUCCCGACACCAAUUAAAACAAAAGAAGAAAAAGAGCUGUACAAGCAGCUAGAAGAAAAAUUCAGGAAGUCAUGGAAAACCAGUGAUGAUGUAGAUUUUGGCAGCAUGCAGGCCGAGUGGAACAGGCUCUACUGCCUGUGUGUGUUAGGAGGCGGCACGUACGUCUACCCUAACAUCCAGCUAAAAGACAUAGGCCCAAAAGACUCAGCUGCCCUGAGAUCAGAGGCCAAAAGAGUCUUUACCAACAGGAUGAACGCGGACAGCUUCUUCGAGAAGAAGGCGCCGGACGACGAGGCAGAAGCAUGGGCUUCUUCAUUGGACAGGUAUCUAUGGGGCUUGACUCGAAGUGCAUGCAUGCGCCCAGCGCUGUGGCGCAUCGAUCGCUCCCAUCAGAAGAAAAGCCUCCAGACCUGGAGGGGCUUGACUCGAAGUGCCCAUGCUGCCAAAGCAAGAGCAAACACCCAAGGUGGUGUGCCUUUGCGGCAGCCCUUGCCAUAUGUUAUUGCAAAGAGCAAUGGGAAGAAGGAGAGGCAGGCAUGGAAGGACUUGCCAGCACAAGAAAAAAAAAAGUGCCAGGACAAGGCAGACGAAUUAGAAAAAACAGUGUUAAGGUACAGGGUUCAGAAUUCUGUCCCAGAGAAGGGUGCUGAUGGAGUGAGACGAAAGACUGGGGCUCCUUCGCCUGCUGCUCCUCCUCCACCUGCUCCUCCACCUCCACCUGCUCCUCUACCUCCACCUGCUCCUCCACCUGCACCUCCUUCCCUUCCCCCAGCUGCUUAUAAAAAGCCUGAUACAAAGCCUGAUAAAAAGCCUGCCUCGAAAGACUCUUACACCUCAGCAAAAAUGGCUAAGCAUUAUGCAGAUCAAAAAGCCGGAAGAAGGCAAGUGAACUAUGAAGUUGAAAUGUUUGACAGUGGCUCUCGAAGUCUGGAUCAUGCUUUAGGGAGCUUGGUUUCGAUGGGCUUCCCGCCAUGUCCGUUGGACGAGAAGCUCCCGAAAGAACUGGAAUGGAGAAGUAAAGGAAUGAUAAGGGCAAUAAGGACAAAGAAACCCCUCCUAAGGAUGAGAAUUGUAGACUAUUGGGACCAUGGAUCAAGAAGGGCCACACAGCUAGUUUCCUGGGCCAAAGAGAUGAAGUUCAGUACUAUAAAUGACAUAUACACUGGUCUGCAAGAGGGUCCAUCUUGUGGCUAUAUAGCCGCCAUUGUUGCCACUCAACUGUCUAGUAAAGACAACUUCAUGGAGGUCAUGUCAGACCAUCUCAUCCAGGUUUCAGUUAAUAAUAUGAACAAUAUCAUCCCAGGUGCAAAUGAGGUUCUGUCCACCCCGGGUACUUCGGCUAGGUUCAUCACCGGAACCGAGGUCAUGACGCUGUGCCAUCAGUACGCCCCUGGGGGCUUGGACGACGCACACCUGCCGUACACGCUCAGCUGGGAUGAGCUCCUUAAGCGCAUCGCGCAGGACCUGGACGCGUGCCUGGUCAAGGGCGAGAGCUCAAGGAAGUGCAUCAUUGCAAACUUCGACUCGGCGGACGCUCCCUCUGGCGGAGUGCACUGGUUUACGGUGAUGUACGAGAUGGACGCUAGGAAAUUUUAUGACCGUGGGCCCCCAAAAGCCCCCAACACCAUAUUACCUAUACCGAAGGAAGCAAUUUUGAUGCGAGGUGGCUGCCACUUUGAUCCCGUUUUCCGCUCUUCGCUCGCGGUCUUCGCUGCCCUUUUGCCGAAUUUGACUGAUCCAUGCCAUUGCAGAAGCAUGAACAAAGGCAGCACCUUCCCAGAGACGGUGAAGAGAAAGCGCGGCGGUGCUCGGAGCACCAACGUCGCCGCCGCACGCGAUGCGUGGUCAGCAAAGUGCACCAACGCUUGGUUGGAUGUUCUUGCAAGCCAAGAGCCUGCGCAGCAGCAGCCGGACCCCUUGCCUUUUAAAGAGCCAGGGAAGACCCGACUAACCGCGCCGCUCGCUCGAGCGUUCAUGCUGACAUACGCGACGUAUGCAGAUCAGGGAAGUAGGCUUCCAUCUGACAUGGUGGCAGUGAGAGCAGGGAUCAUCCGAGCCCGUGCGCUUGGCCUGCCGCCAUGGUAUGCACCUGCGAUAGUGCUGGUGAAGUAUGGACCGUGCGUCGAGUGGAUGGUGGACUGCAUGGCUUACGGCUUUGGUGGACUAACAAGGCCUCCCUGGAACAAGCUGAGUGACAACGCAGAUUUUCUGGUGGCCUGUGCGAUAGAGGUGAGGCGCCGCUACAUCGAAGCCGAAGCUGGCAGCGAGGAGCUGGGCCAUUGGAAGGCUAGCUAUCAUUGUGCAAAUGGGAAGAUGGGCCCACAUGCUGUGGGUCCUGAGUUUGUUCAAAAGGGUGAGAAAAAGGGACAACCUUCGCCCAUCCGAGCCGGCUACGCUGCGAAUAUGGGCUCACUCGCAAAGGACCGCGACCUUCAUAGGUUGAUGUCAGAGCUUCAAGAUGGCCAGGUUGGCCUUGGGUCACUACAGGCGAUCUCGGAAAAGCUCAAGGCCAUCUGGACGUCGCCGUACGUCGGUGAUUGGGUCGUGCGGACAACGCUCUGGUGCUCCUGCAGCUGCGAGGACACAGCAAGCCUCGAGCAGGAAACGAGGAUGUUCGACUACUCGGCGACCUCCUCGCCCCUUUUGUGCGCGAAACCGACCAAUCAGCACAUCACCCCGCUCGAGGCGCGGCGGGCCUUCAAGCGCUCCUCCCCCUUCCUACUUGCCAUGCACCUUUGCUUUGCAGAGAGCAUGCAAGAACUACUCAAGGCGAAGGUCCCUGGCGUACGGACCUCCCAGGGCGCCGCCGAGUGGCUCGAGUCGAAGGUGGGCCUGAGGGCCCUGAAGGCCGCGUACGCCCGCACGAAGCGCCGCGCCGGCCUCGAGCCGCAUCCGAGAGUCGUGGUCGGCGCACUGGAGUUCACCUAA
Messenger RNA from Aureococcus anophagefferens, 5235 nucleotides. RefSeq lists its product as hypothetical. Lineage: Eukaryota; Pelagophyceae; Pelagomonadales; Pelagomonadaceae. The transcript has 18 exons. The record is from RefSeq and is a predicted model, not a curated record. Bases 1 to 5235 code for a protein of 1744 amino acids.